AUGUGGCGGUCCACCCUUGCCCUCUCCACCGUCCGAGUCCCGGCCCGUCAGACGGCUUCGUUUGCCCCGGCCUUCGCGCGUAGCAGCCUCUCCGCCACGAGCCGGACAUUCAGCGGCUACACCCAGACACCGCGGUUGAUUUCCUCUGCUUGCACAAUCAGCAGACAACAACCAGCUACUCAACCGCAGACACGAGUCUCGUCUCAGCUGCGCCGGAAGAGCGAUGACGCUGGAGCGGGCAGUCUCCGACAAUGGGGCUUUGAAGAUAUAACAUCCGCCCUCCCCACCGACCCCAACACCCCCAGCCCAACCCACAAACCACUAAUCCUCAUCGACGUCCGCGAACCCGCCGAGCUAACCUCAACGGGGAUCAUCCCAUCGGCGCUCUGCAUUCCGCUCGCGUCGCAGCCUGACGCGUUCUACCUCACGCCGGAUGAGUUCGAGACGCGGUUCGGGUUCCCCAAGCCCGAGGUCGCGGCCGACGGGAAUAUCGUCUUCUAUUGCAAGGCCGGCGUGCGUGCGCGCGCGGCGGCGCAGCUGGCUGUGCAAGCUGGGUAUGAGCCUGAGAAGCUCGGGGUUUAUGAUGGGAGUUGGUUGGAUUGGGAGAGGCGUGGGGGGAGGACGGAGAAGUGGGAGGGGUAUGAUUGGUAG
Messenger RNA from Penicillium alfredii, 651 nucleotides. RefSeq names its product rhodanese-like domain-containing protein. Gene Ontology annotation, molecular function: thiosulfate-cyanide sulfurtransferase activity. NCBI's taxonomy places the organism in Eukaryota, Fungi, Ascomycota, Eurotiomycetes, Eurotiales, Aspergillaceae. The transcript is spliced from 2 exons. The coding region runs from base 1 to 651 and encodes 216 amino acids. Gene Ontology annotation, cellular component: mitochondrion. The record is from RefSeq and is a predicted model, not a curated record.